Molecule: messenger RNA, 8096 nt
Organism: Neogale vison (American mink)
Lineage: Eukaryota; Metazoa; Chordata; Mammalia; Carnivora; Mustelidae
Gene: CMTM4
Product: CKLF like MARVEL transmembrane domain containing 4
Exons: 4
Coding region: 42-668 (208 amino acids)
Cellular component (GO): membrane
Source: RefSeq, a predicted model, not a curated record
GGGGGCCGGCCGCGCGAGGCGGCCCGGGGCCGGGCGGCAGCAUGCGGAGCGGCGAGGAGCUAGACGGCUUCGAGGGCGAGGCCUCGAGCACCUCCAUGAUCUCGGGCGCCAGCAGCCCGUACCAGCCCACCACCGAGCCGGUGAGCCAGCGCCGCGGGCUGGCCGGCCUGCGCUGCGACCCCGACUACCUGCGCGGCGCGCUCGGCUGCCUCAAGGUCGCCCAAGUGAUCUUGGCCCUGAUUGCAUUCAUCUGCAUAGAGACCAUCAUGGAGUGCUCCCCGUGUGAAGGCCUCUACUUUUUUGAGUUUGUGAGCUGUAGCGCAUUUGUGGUGACGGGAGUCUUGCUGAUCCUGUUCAGUCUGAACCUCCACAUGAGGAUCCCCCAGAUCAACUGGAACCUGACCGAUUUGGUCAACACUGGACUCAGCACUUUCUUUUUCUUUAUCGCUUCGACCGUACUGGCUGCUUUAAACCACCAAACCGGGGCAGAAAUCGCUGCUGUGAUAUUUGGCUUCUUGGCAACUGCGGUGUAUGCGGUGAACACGUUCCUGGCGGUGCAGAAAUGGAGAGUCAGUGUCCACCAGCAGAGCGCCAGUGACUACAUCCGGGCCCGCACGGAGUCCAGAGAUGUGGACGGUCGCCCUGAGAUUCAGCGCCUGGACACAUGAGCCCCAGGGGCCCUCCUCCCUCUCAUCCUCGUGCCCACCCUUCCAACCAAGUUUUCUUUUCCUCGUCACGUCAGAUCUUCCUGUGAUUAAGCUGAAUUUUGUCCUCUUGGUAAAAGCUCAUUCCGGGAAAGGGUUUUCGGAGAGUGGCCCUGUUGGCGGGUCUGUGAGGCGGGACCCCAACGGCAGCUGCUGAGACGGGGGCAGGGGCGGCUGGGAGAGGCCCGCAGCUUCUCCAGCAUUCGGUAGCUGUCGAGCCGCCAGCCUCACUCACUGGCUGCCGUGUCUCCUCUAGGUCCUCACUGUCCCCGAGUACAGGCUUCAUUCACAUCUGACGCGGAGCCACCCUGUCCUAGGUUUUUGUGACAAGUCAAGACUUUGGAUUAAUGGGAGCUGCUAAGAGGGGUAAAAAAAAAUCAAGGACUGAAGGUGCAGGGUUGAAGAGCCAGCAGUAGUCGCUGGCCAGGCCCCCGCGGGCGGCAGCGUGUAGUCCUCCCCCCGGACCCCUCCCCUGCUCCUCGUCUUCCAUCCCUGGGCCGUGGAGACGCCGAGGGUUUGGCCCCGGGUGUGCUGCUGGAGCUGUUUGCAGGGUCUGGACUCUAUGGGGAUGGGAAGAGCUGCUGUCCUCCGGGCACAGCCCGGCAGGCCUGCUGCCAUGCGGGAAGGUCGCCCUUCGUUUCCCGCCCUGCUGAGAACUCGCUCCGCUGCUCCUCCCAUGCGUCACCUCCCCGAAUCCCACGAUCUCCUCCAGAAAUAUGGGACCAUCCUGUUUUCCAGUUUCCUACCCACCCUUGUUACUUGGAGGCCGAAUUGCAGACUCCCUGCAGUUUUACCUUCUCAGGUAAAAGUCACACAAAAAAGUACAGUCCAUUCCACCAGCCAGAAUGCUUGCCCAUUUGCUGGCUUCAUGGACCACGGGUGGGGACACAUCUCUGUUUUAGGGACGUGUGCUAAUUUUUGAAUGCCUGAGGACAGUUGUAAAGUGAUUCUGAGUAGGUUUGUCUAGGAUUUGAAAAUACUUGAAUUUCCACCACGACACAUGGUUUCACUGAUGUUUCGGGAGGCACAGAUUGUCGCUUUCGUGCCUCAGGGUCCUAACUAUGAACACUGAUCUUGGAAGUUGUGGGGAAGAAUUCUGGUGACGUCAGAUUUUGAACGGAUUCUUGAGAAAGUGAAGGUUAUGUAGUGAAUGUGUUCAUUGAGCCCCUCUGAUGCUGUAGUGUAGUGGUUUUUGUCCUUCGUAUUCUUCCUGUUGGAGACUAACUGUAUUGCUCACGGAAAAAUUGUUUUCCCUUGUCGGUUUCCCCUCUCUGAACUGUUCAUGUUUACAGACCUUCUUCUCGCUCUUCUUACUCUGCGUUCGGCCAUCCCCCGAGAGGAGACCUGUCCCGCUGGGGGGGACAAGUGUGCAGCCCCGGGAGAGCCCCUGGGACGACCUCGCGGAGUGGUGGACGAUGGCAGUGGUGGCCGGGCACCGUGUAAGGGGGGAGCGGACGUGAGUGUGUUGGGCAGUGGGGGGGACACAGCAUAGGUGAGAAAGCGUCCACCCCUGCCCAUGCCUCUGAUUUCCCAGUGCAGGUCCCACUGCUCAGCCUGCAGUUCUUGAAGGGUGGGGGCAAGGGGUUAGCCCCGUGGACAGGCCAUCCAGUACGAUUGGAAUUCUGCUGAGCUUCCUUUCUGGGGCAGUGGCCUGGGUCACGUGUGUAAGCUCCUUGUCUGUGUCCCGUGCAGACCCCCGCUCCCACGCAGGUGGGAUGGAGCCCCCGGCCCCUGUCUGUGUUGGGAGGCAGCACCAGUCAGGAGUCGCAGACCUUGAACUUAGUAGAUGUAGUGACUUUGGAGGAGAUUAGGACAUCUGGAUUUUAUCUGCUCCUUUUGUGUAUUUAUUCUCCAUUUGUUGAGUGUCGUCAAAAAUGGGCUUAUCUCCCUCUGAGAGUUCCAGUUAGACACAGGGUGGCGAAGACUCAGCCCUGCAUUCAGCGGGGCCCACUUGGAAAGACCACCCUGCGCUUUAUCGGCAAUCUGCCGGAAUCAUGUUACUUGGCCUCACUAAAAAGCCGCCUUUGAAGUGAGAUCAGGGGGAAAAAAAAAAAAAUACCACUCAGGCAGGUUUGCUGCCCAAGUUUUCCGAAGUCACUACAAUAAAACCGGUUUAUCGUCUGGUGAAAAAGGGCCUGUUGAUCUCCUGAGGAUGUGUUGAAAGCUGCAAGAAAUGGUUCUGAAGUCCAUCAAAACUGUAAAGGCUUACAGGUGAUAACAAGUGACGGCAUCUUGUGCCACAGAGGGGCUUAGAGUCAGUUUGCAUCGUAGUGUUAGAAUCUUCAGAAUUAUUUAUGUCCCUGUAACUAUUUAAUAUCUUUUGUGCCAUGAGGUUCCCCCAUGCUUUUUGUAAAUACAUUGCUUUAUAUUUAAUUAGCUCCCAGCAAACCCAGCAGCGGCCAGGCCCGCUCUCUAGCUCACAAACCUGGGUGGCGUGGUGACACAGAUGGUCGCGCCGGGCACUGUGGCAGUGAGCGCUGGUGGAGGGAAUUUGGCUGUCGAGGGCAGGUGUGACGCUGCCUGCAUUUUCCUUGUGUUGCGUCUGUGUACAAACAAGAUAGUCUAGAUGUAGGGGGGCUUAACAGGCCUUCCCCCCCCCCUUUUCUCCAAAUUGAAGGAAGCCUAUUUGUGCAUUUAAUAGUUCCAAUAUGGACCACAUUGAUUUGGUUUGGGGGAUUUUUAAGGCUAAGGCAAUCUUCAUGUUGCUCAGCUUUCUGGUAGGAUGAUGCUGGCUUUCAGAGUGGGAGCCAGACUUGAUGGGAACUGCAGUUGCUGUAUAAGUUGGAAUUUGUUCCUGGACACUGUGUGGUUGAAACCCGCAAGCAUCUCGGGGAACUUCUGGGGGUUUUGGAUGGAUGCAGACACUGACGUCUUCAGGGAAGGUUGGUCUUGGCACUGAUUCAGUUGAUGUGGUAUUUUUUCCCUCCGUUUCUCCUGUGUCUUUUUUCACUGCUGAAGAUAUGGAGAGAGAGGUCUUUCCCUUACAAACAGAAGGAUUACAGUCAUGGAGGCUUAAAGACCCUCAUUGGCCUCAUAGAAAGCCAGGGAAGGACAAAGGCAGUACGGAUUACACUCUCAUAGAAGUUUGAUACAAAGUAUUUUAUUUUCGAUUUUUACUCUAUGCAACACUUGUCCAAGAGGGAUGACCUUUGCCUACCAAAAGGCAGGGAUGGCAUAGCCUGUCCAGCCCCCUUGCUUUCUCGGCAAGCAGAGAUGAAGUGCCCUUAUGGGCAGAGUCUGGCCCAGCCACACGGAAGCCAGUGGGGACCCAGUAUGGCUCUGAAGGUUCAGCUCCGGGAGGCAGAGCCCACCCCCAGCCCUCGGGGCACCGUGACAGUCCCCUGGCAAGGAUGCUCUUGCCCAUGGGUAGAGGUGGUAAAUCUGAUGUGUUGGAUGCUUCUGGUGAGAGCUUUUGACUCCACUAAAAACAUGUCUACUCUCUUAAAAUUUGCAGUUUCAUCGGUCUUUCUUUGAUGCUUUCUUAGUGAUUCAGUCUUCAGUUAAGCCAUAGGCAGUCUCCUGGGGAGAGGAAGCACCAACUUCUUUGUCUGUGCACGUAUGUGAAUUCUCGCUUGCAGCCAGUAAGCCUGGAAUAAUGCCUCCGUGUGUCAUAUCCUGUGUUUGGUCCUUCUGUAGACACUCGUGUGCUCUUUGGGAAGAAAUUCCUCACCCCUGCAUGUGUUUAAGAGGUGGAGCGGGUUCUAAUCUCUGGCUUUGCAAGAUCUUCCCUAAAGAUGAAUAGCGGUGUGGAGGCAGUGUGUGGCCAGUUCAGUGAUUCUGGGAGUCAGUGAUGGUUUAAGUGGUCCCCAUCGUGCCUCGGUGUUCAAAACCAAGCAACCAUGAAGUCAUUUACCGCCACCUGAUGUUUUUUCCCUAUCUUGUUUAUAGGAAAAUAAUGACAUUAAACAGGUAGCAAAAGGCAAAACAAAACAGAAAACACUUUCUAGACUUAAGGCUUGUGCCGCUUGAUUCUCUCCAGCAAAAUAAAAAGUUGCUUCUUGCCCCAGGGAUUGCCAUGAGCUUGUGAGGUCCCAGACGCUUUUUUAGUUCCUAGUGAACUUUACAGAACCCAGGGGGUUCUGUCUUUGAGUGUUUCUUACCUUAUCAGCAAGCACCCACUCUGAGGACCAGCUAGGCGAUGGCCUGGAGAGGUGGGAGCAGGGGGUGGGGCCUGUUCGGGCAGUGAGAGGAGGGAGGGGCUCAGCACACCCAGCUGUGUACUGGGGGAUCCUUCAUCACACCACACGUGGUGACCCACCUGGGCCAUUUGGAAAAAAUGUACUUGGUGACCUACCUUCCUAUCCUCUUGCGUUGGAAAAAAUGAGGUCUUGUGUUUGGAAUCAGCCUGAGAGUGAGAGCUGGAUGUGGGGACUGGCCCGCCUUGGAGCCCUGACUGGGCUCUGGGUGUCUCUUGAGUCUGGGCGGGGUGCCUCAGAUUUCGGGGUGCCUCAGAUUUCGGUGUGCCGGCCUAGAGGGAACGCCGCCCUGACGCUGCCCGCCUUGAGCUUUGUAAAUCUUCCUGGCUCUUCAUAAAAUCUUGUGUUUCCUCUCUCCUUAGCAGAUAUUACUGAGAUCAUAAGAACUGUCUGGUUGAAAAGGUAGUUUGAAAUAUUUGAACCCUGUCCCUUGCUUUUCUUUAGAAGCCAUUUCUGACAGAAAACACCCUCAAUACCUGUCGAUCGGGAAUUUCCUUCUGAAAAUGAAUGUUCCGGUUGACUUUUCCUUACACCUGUAAGUGGCAUUUAUACACUCCUGGGCUUGAAACAGAGCAAUGGGUCCUCAUGUGUUUUGGUCUAGAUUACAUUUUUAUUCCAUUUGGAUGUCAUUUCCCAACCUUGGGGAUUUUUUUCCCUCCUUUCCAGUUUUUCUUAUUCAAUCAACAGUACAGAAAAAAGUUACCUAUAAGCCCACUGAGCUUGAAUCAGUGGCAACUUGCAUAAAGUAAAACUUAGAUUAUGGAUCCUUUAAUAGUGCAUCAUUUUUAUAGGGUUAGUUUUUUUGUCUACAUUUUUAUGCCAGGACAUUAAUUUGGUGACUUGCUUAUUAGACUCCUGGGAGUGGCCGGUUUUCUUUGGGAUGCAUUGUACACAAAGGUCAGAGAGCAGAGAGCCUUCAUUAAGGGGUUAAAAGCCUGGCUUGUAGGGAGCUCUCAGAACUUUUUUGGUUCCAAUGAACUUGUCUCAGAGGACCUGAGUGAGCUCUGGUGAUGGGAUUAGGGCUCGGCCUGAAGUUUCUUUUCCGAAUUGUGCCUCCGAGGAGUGGAGGUGUGACAGGUAGAUUCAGGGGCUGGUUUGUAUGGGACUUGAUAAUAGUCUGAACGGGUCAAAUCUGAGUUGUCUCUGGAGGAGGAUGCCAAACACUGGUGGGAAGCAUCUUGUUUAACCAGGAAGUGAGGACACGGGGGAGCGGGGGAGGUACCCAGGCCGGGUCUAAUGGAUGGCUGCCCCCCUCUGUGGGCCAUUUUGCUUUCCUGCCUUUUCCAGAAUAGGUUUGCAAGUUUUGAAACUCUGUUCCACUCUCUAGAGAAUGGAGGAAGGCAAAUCAUCAGGGCUUGAAGAGAGAACUGGCUGACCCAAGGCUGGGGGAGGGCCGGCUCCCUGGGAGAGGACGAGGGCAGGAGGCCUGCAUGGACCCCCAGGCCGGUCCAGACCCACAUGGGGGCUGCCUACUUCCAGCGCUUCCACUCUGUAACCCAAAAUGAGUUUUCCAUUCCUGCCUCAUGAUGAAACUGACAUAUGUGGAUAAAACCAGUGCUUUUAAUAACUUGAUUUUGAUGUUCCCUCGAAGCGAAUGUAGGGAUCGAAACUAUUUGUAUAUUUUGAAGUUUGUAGGGGUUCAGGAACCCGUGGCAAAAACACUUAACUAUUUAUUACAGGUAUGACUGUAUGUGUCUCCCCCCUCCCCACAAAGUAGGUAAUUCUGUCUUUGUAUAUUUUAAGACAAAUAAUAAUCUCUUCACCUUUGGUGCCUUCCGUGUGUCAGUCACAUAAACACUUGUCAAUCAUGGAAUUGAAAAAAAGAUGUACAUUUAGUUAAACCAGAUGACACUAUUUUUGUAGCAUGAUUUUAGAUUGUGUCCUUUUAAUAUUGCUUUUAGCAAUGAUGGUUUUGAGGUUUGGCCAUUAUCCCUUUAAACUUCGUUACGUAUUUUAAAAAAGAAAAAAAAAAAACAACAACCCACCUUGGCUAUUCCCGUCUCCUCUCUGCUGCUUUCUCUCCCCAGCAACUUGUUUCUGCUUAUUUCAACAGUCUGAGAGUAAGAGUAUAUUUCUGUGAAAUGAUUAUUAAUCAGUAUAACUGCAUCUGGCAUUUUUAAACCACUUGGUCAGUUAGAGAGCCACUGCUCACCUCAAGCAGAAAGGAGAAAGUGGUUUCAUAAAAAAGGAUAGACACACGUGGUGCUGACUCCCCCGUCUUUGGGUCCAAAACAGCGAAGAGCCCCAUUGUUGGGGGCUGGUGAGGCUGAGGGCCUUCUCCAGCCUGAUGUCUUCCAGGACCGGCUCGGGCCAGUGCUCCUGCCCUGCAGGCUGGCUUCCCUCUGCCCGCGGGAGACGGGCUGCCCGCGCGGCCUCCACUGGCUGGCCUUCUCGGACCUCACAUUGGUUUACGGAUGCGCGGGGUGGGCUCCGUGGCCCUUUCUGAUUUUCUGCCUGGACAAAAUAGAUGUCCUGCUGCGAGGAGCUUCAUGAAAUCAAGAUUUGCCUCUACCUGCUCCUUUGGCUUUCCCACUCCUGUAGGAUGUGGGUUCUGUCUGGUCAAGAAAAUUCUUGAGUAAACUAGCUGAGCCGCUGCAACAUGAAGGAAUGGAUUUAUGGAAACGUAAGAUUAUAGCUUCUCUUUUGUCCCUUUGAAGGGUCAGAAUAUGUAAUUAUUUUAACAAAGGACGUCAAGUCAGAUGGCUAAUAACUCUAAUAUGAUUAUUCAUUGGUACUUGGCCCGGUGGCACUUUGGAGGGCAAUGUUAAUUUAACAUUUUACAUUUUGCUUCUAAAAAGUCUAUUUCCUUUGCUAGUUGGACACAGCUGUGGGCAUUCUGAGGUGAUGCCCAUGUGGCACACAAUGGUUUAUGCUGUUGGUGGGUCACCUGGCUUCUCAGACUCUAGCUUGUGGGUUUGACUCUAUCCAUUUGGAGUGGUUUUGGCGCCCCAAAGCCUUUGCUCCUGGCGGUUUGUCCCUGACAGCAGACAGAGCCUCACAUUGCCCUCAAUUUUGCCCCUUUAUUUCUUUUGAAGGACCUAUUUUUCAUGGUACUUGUCCUGAUUGUUUUCAUAGUGUUCAAAUCUGUAUUUUUGUAUGUAGAGGAAAAUAAUUUUCUCAACACUAAUCGCUAAUAAAUAUUGUAUUAAAUUGUCAUGAAGGAGUACUUGUUUAAUAAAUGGACACAUAAAAGUGG